AGGGUCCCCGUUGUUUGAAUCGACCUUGGAAAAAACUGGCAUCUCGUUCAGCCUGCAUAAACCUCCCCCAAGCUACUACUACUCCCCGAAAUCUCCAGCGUUUUCCGGCACCGUUAGACCAUAUCCGCCGCCACUCGCCGUCGUUCUCCAGCAUUUCACUAAAUUUUUUUCGUUGAUCUACAAAAGCUGAAGUUUUCAGUUGCAAAAAAAGAGGUGGAGUUUGUUAAUGUUUGAAAUUUGAAAAUGUCAAUGGGAAGCGAGUCUAGUUGGGUUGGGAAGAAACCUGUGAAACGCAUUGGGGGAAUGUCCGAUGCUCUGUCAAUUGCUUCAGAUCUCGGUUUCUCCGUGUCAUCUCUCCCAACCCAUCAGGAAGCACUUCAGAAUCCCUCAACCGCUACUGGUGAGAAGGGUGAGGAUUUGAUCAAGGUUUUAAGAGAACUUACCACAGUCCAAAGGAAAAUUGCAGAUUUGCAAGUCGAACUUCAAGGUCGAAAGGAUGAUAAAAAUGUAGCGCAUUUGACGCAUGUAAGUGAAAUGGAGAAGAAGAUUGAGACGUUGGAAUGGAUUACUACUAUCCUCAAAGAUGUUAUUCAGAAUAAGGACCGCAUAAUAGCUCGCCUGCAGCAACCGUAUUCCCUGGAUUGCAUUCCUGUUGAAGCAGAAUAUCAGAAACAAUUCUCUGAGUUACUGAUGAAGGCAGCUAGUGAUUAUGGUGCCUUGACAGCAUCCGUGGCAGAUUUUCAGUGGAGUCAGAACUUCAAGGAACCUCCUUCAGUUUGGGGGGAAAUGCUUCGACCCAUUCCUGUAGCUUUGGCAUCUUGCACUCGGUUCUUUGAAGCCAUGUCUGCCACAAGAGAGUCAUUUGCAACACUUCAAAAACUAAGAGUGGGUCAUGUUGAUUCCCCUGUGCCUAGGACACCAACCAGUGAUCCUUCCCAAAGACUACCAGGAGUUUCUGAUUCUCUAACUUUACCUCCAUCAGAGUAAUUGUACAACCCGAACAAUCUUGUCUUACUCUCACUCAGUUAAAAAAGAGUGUUGCAUAGUUAUCCAACAUCCACGUAUCUUUUGUGUGAUAUCAUUUCUUCAUUUGUCUGUGCAGAUUAAUUCUUCAUCAUUGCUUUAAAAUUAUGUAUUUGUGAGUUACAGGAACUUGUGAUAAUGUGUGAAUUACUCUCAUAGUUUCAGUGGCCUGGUAUGCUAUAUUAUUAGGGGUUACUGACUUACUGUGCAAUAUAAACUUCGUAGGUUGUUUCUUACAACAUUUGUUGUGUUGAUAA
This is a messenger RNA of Lotus japonicus, 1280 nucleotides long. RefSeq names its product AUGMIN subunit 2. Gene Ontology annotation, biological process: spindle assembly; microtubule organizing center organization; microtubule nucleation. NCBI's taxonomy places the organism in Eukaryota, Viridiplantae, Streptophyta, Magnoliopsida, Fabales, Fabaceae. The record is from RefSeq and is a predicted model, not a curated record. Gene Ontology annotation, cellular component: mitotic spindle microtubule. The transcript is spliced from 6 exons. Bases 244 to 987 code for a protein of 247 amino acids.